Messenger RNA from Hemiscyllium ocellatum (epaulette shark), 3460 nucleotides. It is a transcript of the gene tprg1l, whose product is annotated as tumor protein p63 regulated 1-like. The transcript has 5 exons. Bases 78 to 938 code for a protein of 286 amino acids. The record is from RefSeq and is a predicted model, not a curated record. NCBI's taxonomy places the organism in Eukaryota, Metazoa, Chordata, Chondrichthyes, Orectolobiformes, Hemiscylliidae. Gene Ontology annotation, cellular component: cytoplasm.
ACUCCAAUCUGUCAUCUACCCUUCCUUCCCACCCCGCUCCGAUCGCUUCAGCCGGGGCCUAGCUCCUAUUUGUCGCCAUGCUGCAGAUGGAUGAUUCGGUGGAGGCGGAGGUGGCGGUGCUUCCCACGGACGGCAUCGCGGCCUCUGGUUUCUCAGCCGGAUGUCCCGCAGGUAGCGAGCCACCAGCCUCACAGCCUGUGGCGGGCGCCGUUAGGGGCUCGGAGAGCACGGUGCCCCCAGCACGGACCGAGACCCUGACACCGUUCAGUGUGAAGGAUCCUACUCUGCAGGCCAAGAUCAAGGACUACUUCGUGUUCAGGCCUGGGACCAUUGAACGGGCUGUUUCUGAUAUUCGAUCUAUUGCCAUGCCAACUGAAGAUGGAGGCGUGCAGAGUGUGUGGCUACUAACUGAGAUUGACCAUUGGAAUAACGAGAAGGAACGUCUGAUAUUGAUCACUGAGCGAUCUCUGCUCCUUUGUAAGUAUGACUUCAUCAACCUCAUCUGCCGACAGGUUAUUCGAAUUUCACUCAACGCGGUGGAUACCAUUUCUGUUGGAGAGUUUCUCUUUCCUCCAAAAUCUCUGAAUAAGAGGGAGGGCCAUGGGAUUCGCAUUCAGUGGGACAAGCAGGAUAGACCUUCCUUUAUUAACCGCUGGAAUCCAUGGUCCACUGACAUGCCAUAUGCCACCUUCACUGAACAUCCUAUGGCAAAUGCAGAUGAGAAGAUUGCAUCCCUUUGCCAGCUUGAGAAUUUUAAGACCCAAUUAAUCCAAGCUGUGAAGAAAGCUCACAAAGAGGCACCACUACCAGGCCGGGCCAAUGGAGUACUGAUCCUGGAGCGGCCCCUUCUCAUCCAGACCUAUAUUGGCCUAAUGUCCUUCAUUAACAAUGAAGCCAAGCUGGGCUAUUCAAUGUCAAGAGGGACAAUUGGCUUUUAAACCAAAAGGUUUUAAGCUUUGCUGUGCCACGUUGGUAGGGUCUUCCUCUACCUUUAUGGUAUUUUACAUUGCCUUUUCUGCACCUUUGAAUUUCUAUUAAUCUAAACUUCAGUCAGGAACUGGGCAGUUUGGGUGCAUUUUAUCAUGGAGUUGGAUAUAUCAGGCAAGGUUGCAUUCUAUCCUGAGAGCACAUUAUAUACACUGCAGCAUGUGGUACAGUGUCAUUUUUUAAAAACAAAUUGCUUCAGAAUUAUUCAUUAUUUACAAGAAAAUAUAACAUUACAAUCUGGAAAAUGAGUACUGUGUCCUGCUUGCAUUGUAAAUGUUAUUUUUGAUGGACGUGCUUCCCAUGCCUCAGCAUUUCUGCUUUUGAAACCGCAUAGAAACAGGGCAUGUUGGAGGAGUGGUAUCCUGUUAUUUCCACUGGGAGAAAAUUAAAAUCUAUCCUCUUAAAGUGAGCCAUUGAACUAACUACUUUUCACCUUCAAAUAUAGUAGAGACAGUUUCUUUUUGAGAAAUGAUGGAAUCCUGGAUUCACAUUCAAUGUAGAUAAUAGGAGUAUCUUUUCUGAUAGUUGUCCUAGUAACGGGAUUCUCAGUUAAGCCGCUAUAAAAUUGGGAGUUGAAAGUAAACUGACUUUAGUUGCUACUCCCAGGGGCAUGCAGACAGCUACUGUAUGCAAUUACCAAUGGUUACAGGUUUGGAAUGACAGCCAGGUAUGAUGCUACUAUAGCACCUUUACAGAUUACUGCCAUUAAUGCAGUCUAAUAACUCUUAUGGAGUUGCAAAUAACUUUGUUGAAUAAAAAUGGCUGUGAUGCUAUAAUGAAAACCCAGGAUGGGUGGUACAGGCAAAAUUGUCAACCUAAAAGUAACAGCCACAGAUCUUUAAGCUGGAAUUUUACAUACAAUCAGCACAAUCCCAGUUUACAGCAAUUUGACCUCUUAUUUUCCUGGUGCCUUCUGCUGAAUAACAAUUUCCAGAUGUAUUGAGACAGAAUUCUCAAAGUUAAUUUUAUAAUUAAUCUUCCAUCUCCAUAUACCUUACACUUGAGGAAGUGUAUUUGUUAUUUGAAAGUAAACUAUGGAAUAUAAAACAUGAGGCAAAAUAUUUGCAGCCUCUUGACUGACCUCUAUGAAGUUAGCUGGCGUUUAUUCAUCAACAAUUGGAAUUUGUAAUUUAAAAUUAUUUUAUGCAAUAAGGUGUUCUGUCCUUGAUCACUUUUUAAAUUGGAAACAGCAUGAUUGUUGAAAAUAAGUGGAAACUGUAAACAAAUAUGGCUGCCAUUGCAAAUGGCUAAAACUUCAAUUGAAACAUCUUGCUUAGUUUGUCAAGCAUGUAUUGACUAGUUUAUUUGUACUUUUUAGUUGUGUAUAUAAUUGAAUGUCUUUGCUCUGUGUAUUUAUUCAAAUUGACAACGUGUGGUACUUUUAAUAAGUCUGUGCAAAUACUGAAAACACUUCUAAAUUCAGUUAAGAUUCUUUCAAAACUUUGGGUUGUGAACAUUCCAUUCUUUUGAGAUACGAACGAAAGUUCAGUUGAUUGAAACCACCAGCUGACCACAAUUAAACAGGAGUACUGGAAUUAGUUAUUUACCAACAAUUUUAAUUUGCAACAGUGCUCCAUUCUCGAGGUAAAAUAACUACACAACAAUCAUGAGUCUGUAUCUUGAUUGUAAUCCAGAAAUGUGUAAUGCAUUAUCAGGAAGCUGGUUCCAUUUCAUAACAGGUUGUUUGAACUGUAUGAUUAAAGCAUUAUCAUGUGUUGGAGUUUCUUACUCAUUUUAAAUGCUGACUGAUGGUAAUAAGUCAAGGUGUGGUGAUGUAGCUGUAGUGGUUCUGAACUACCACCUUGAGAUGCCAAAAGUUCCAUUUCCACUAUAAGUCAUGAAUUUAAAUUCAAAAGUCUGAUACAAGUCAUAAGUGACCACAAAACCUAUUAGGAUUUAAAAAUUUGACUGGGAUCGGAUAACAGGACAGCCAUCUCCAAUCUGACCUCUGGUCCUGGACUGUCUGGCUAGUAGAUUUGUUCCAAAAUGACUUCAAGUCAAUUACCGGUAAAGUUUGUUACUUUACUAAAAGUAUCUUCCCUUCAAAAAAGGUAACCCAUUGAAAGGUUAAGAGAAUAUGUCCUUUAACUUUACUGGGAUACAUCCUGCUCCUGCCAAAUGACUUCAAAAUGAGCAGCAGGGGUUUAAAGCAUAUUUGUGCAGGACAGAGAGAAACCUCCAUCUCGCUCUCCAAUAAGAAUUCAAAAGAUUUUAAUCCUGAAGUCCACAAAGAUGAUGGAAAUAAGCACAGGUAGCUCUGGUGUCAGUAUUUGAUAAUCCUUUGGUACACAGCCUUGUUUUUAAAUGUUACAUGAAACAUGCUUAGCAAAUCCAGAAACUGGGGAUGAAUGAGAAAAAAUGCUUAGACUAUGUUAAAAUGUAGUGAUAAGUGUAAUCCAUUGUUUUGCAGGCAUUUUUCUGUUCGUUGUUUAAAGCCAUUACAAAUGCUAAUAAAAAUGUUUAAGUAGGCAAA